Messenger RNA from Cololabis saira (Pacific saury), 4384 nucleotides. Its product is annotated as NACHT, LRR and PYD domains-containing protein 3-like. Bases 43 to 3150 code for a protein of 1035 amino acids. The transcript is spliced from 8 exons. The record is from RefSeq and is a predicted model, not a curated record. Gene Ontology annotation, molecular function: protein binding. NCBI's taxonomy places the organism in Eukaryota, Metazoa, Chordata, Actinopteri, Beloniformes, Belonidae.
UGAAGGUAGAAGGUGUGUGUGAGCUGAUGUGAAUCCAGCAGCAUGGAUCAGUGUGAGGACAGAGAGGAGGGAGUCCUUCCCUCCAAAACCUCCCCGAGGGGAAAACCUGGGAGAGAAGAAGAGAGAGUGGACCAGCAGAUCUCAGAGUCCCCUAGUGGUCCGUCUGUCCAGCAGCAUCAGACCCAGCUGGACUCCAUCUUUCAGCUGCUGGAGGACGACAUCGUCAUGUUUGUGAAGGACGAGCUGAAGAAGAUCCAGAAGGUUCUGAGUCCAGAUUACCCAGAAUCCCUAGAGCAUGUGUUGCUUGGUGAGGGUGAAGAGCAGAGGAGGAGCAGAGAUGCGUUUGUGAAGAUCACAGUGAACUUCCUGAGGAGAAUGAAGCAGGAGGAGCUGGCUGAGCGUCUGCAGAGAAGUUCAGUUUGUAAAAAACGGCUGAAGUCUAAACUGAAGAAGAAGUGCCAGUGUGUUUCUGAGGGGAUUGUUAAAGCAGGAGAGACAAUCCUUCUGGAACAGAUCUACAUGGAGCUCUACAUCACAGAGGGAGGGACCGGAGAGGUCAAUGAAGAACAUGAAGUCAGACAGAUUGAAGCAGCUUCCAGGAAACCAGACGGAGCAGAAACAGCCAUCAGACAGGAAGACAUCUUUAAACCCCCACCUGGAAGAGGAGGACCAAUCAGAACGGUGAUGACGAAGGGAGUGGCCGGCAUCGGGAAAACAGUCCUAACACAGAAGUUCAGUCUGGACUGGGCUGAAGGCAGAACCAACCAGGACAUCCAGUUCCUGCUUCCAUUCACCUUCAGAGAGCUGAAUGUGCUGAAAGACAGAAAGUUCAGCUUGGUGGAACUAGUUCAUCACUUCUUCACUGAAACCAAAGGAAUCUGCAGCUUUGAAAAGUUCCAGGUCGUGUUCAUCUUUGACGGUCUGGAUGAGAGUCGACUUCCUCUGGACUUCCACAACAAUAAGGACCUGACUGAUGUUACAGAGUCCACCUCAGUGGAUGUGCUGCUGACAAACCUCCUCAAGGGGAACCUGCUUCCUUCUGCUCGUCUCUGGAUCACCACACGACCCGCAGCAGCCAAUCAGAUCCCUCCUUACUGUGUCUCCAUGGUGACAGAAGUCAGAGGGUUCACUAACCCACAGAAAGAGGAAUACUUCAGGAAGAGGUUCAGAGGAGAGGAGCAGGCCAGCAGGAUCAUCUCCCACAUCAAGACAUCACGGAGCCUCCACAUCAUGUGCCACAUCCCAGUCUUCUGCUGGAUCACUGCUACGGUCCUGGAGAACGUCCUGGAAACCAGUGAGGGAGGGGAGCUGCCCAAGACCCUGACUGAGAUUUACAUCUGCUUCCUGGUGAUCCAGGUCAAACUGAAGAAGGUCCAGUAUGACGGAGGAGCUGAGACGGAUCCACACUGGAGUCCAGAGAGCAGGAAGAUGGUGGAGUCUCUGGGAAAACUGGCUUUUGAGCAGCUGCAGAAAGGAAACCUGAUCUUCUAUGAACCAGACCUGGGAGAGUGUGGCAUCGAUGUCAGAGACGCUUCAGUGUACUCAGGAGUGUUCACACAGAUCUCUAGAGAGGAGAGCAGCCUGUACCAGGACCGGGUCUUCUGCUUCAUCCAUCUGAGUGUCCAGGAGUUUCUAGCUGCUCUUCAUGUCCAUCAGACCUUCAUCAGCUCUGGAGUCAACCUGCUGGAGGAAGAGAAGAACACAGAGACUGACCUCUAUCAGAGUGCUGUGGACAAGGCCUUACAGAGUCCCAACGGACACCUGGACUUGUUCCUGCGCUUCCUCCUGGGUCUCAAACUGGAGACCAAUCAGAACCUCCUACGAGGUCUGCUGGACCCAGAACAAAGAAGUUUUCAGAACUUUGUACAACUACUGUUUCAACCAGAACAAAGAAGUUCACAGAACACUCAGGAAACAGUUAAAUACAUCAAGAAGAAGAUCAGUGAGGACCUGUCUGCAGAGAGAAGCAUCAACCUGUUCCACUGUCUGAAUGAACUGAACGAUCGGUCUCUGGUGGAGGAGGUCCAAGAGUCCCUGAGGUCUGGAAGUCUCUCCACAGAUAAACUGUCUCCUGCUCAGUGGUCGGCUCUGGUCUUCAUCUUAGUGUCAUCAGGAGAUCUGGAGGUGUUUGACCUGAAUAAGUUCUCAGCUUCAGAGGAGGCUCUACGGAGGCUGCUGCCGGUGGUCAAAGCCUCCAAGAAAGUUCUACUGAGUGGCUGUAACCUCUCAGGGAACAUCUGUCCACUUCUGUCCUCAGUUCUCAGCUCUCAGUCCUCCAGUCUGACAGAACUGGACCUGAGCAACAACGACCUGCAGGAUUCUGGACUGAAGCAGCUGUGUCCUGGACUGGAGAGUCCACAUUGUAAACUGGAGUCUCUCAGGCUGUCAGGCUGUCUGAUAUCAGAGGAAGGAAGUUCUUCUCUGGUCUCAGCUUUGACCUCCAACCCCUCCCACCUGAGAGAGCUGGACCUGAGCUACAACCAUCCAGGGGAGUCAGCAGGGAAGCUUCUGUCUGGACUGAAGGAUCCCCGCUGGAGGCUGGACACUCUCAGGGUGGAGCCUGCUGGACAACGAUUUCUGACACCAGGUCUGAGGAAGUAUUCCUGUCAACUCACCAUCGACACAAACACAGUCAACAUAUACAUCAAACUGUCUGAUGACAACAGGAAGAUGAUGUAUGUGGAGGAGGAUCAGUCAUAUCCUGAUCAUCCAGACAGGUUUGAUUACUGGGAGCAGCUGCUGUGUAGAGAAGUUCUGACGGGUCGCUGUUACUGGGAGGUCCAGUGGAGCGAUGGUGUUUCUGUAUCAGUGAGUUACAGAAGAAUCAACAGGAGAGGAACAUCUGAUGACUGUAGGUUUGGAGGAAACGAUCAUUCCUGGAGUCUGGACUGUUCUCCAGGUGGUCGGUACCGUGUCCAUCACAAUAACAGAGAAACAUCUGUCACCUCAUCCCCAUCUCCAUCCUCUAACAGAUUAGCAGUGUACGUGGACGUUCCUGCUGGAACUCUGUCCUUCUAUGAAGUCUCUGUCUCUGACAGACUGAUCCACCUCCACACCAUCAACACCACCUUCUCUGAACCUCUCUGUGCUGGAUUUAGACUCUGGUCCUGGUCCUGGUCUGAGUCCUCAGUGUCUCUGUGUCCAGUUUAGUCUCCAGAGUCUCCUGUCAGAGAAACUGUCUCUGUUGGAUCCUGGACUUGGACUCUGGUUCUGGUUCCUCAGUGUCAUGAUGAUGAUGAUGAUGAUGAUGAUGAUGGUGAUGGUGAUGAUGAUGAUGAUGAUGAUGAUGAUGAUGAUGAUGAUGAUGAUGAUGGUGAUGAUGAUGAUGAUGAUGAUGAUGAUGAUGAUGAUGAUGAUGAUGAAGAAGAACAAGAUAAUCACCAUUUAUCUUACAUUUUUUUAUUGCAUUUUUAUUUGAUCUUUUUCACAUUUAAACACUAAAUAAUUUACUGGAUUGUUGAUGUUUGAUCAUAUAUUAGAUUUUUAUCUCAUUAUUCUUGUUUUAUUCUUGAUUCUGUUUCUAAGUGUUUUCAUGUUUGACUUCAUGUUUAGAUUCUUAAAGUCUUGUUUCUUCCUUGAAAGAAAGUGUAGCGACCAUUUGCCUAUGAAAAAAGCCACUACCUGGCUGUGAUCAGAGUUCAGUUAUGACAUGUGCAAAUACGAGCCUUUUCCUUUUUUUUUUUUUUUUACCUUGUCUGCACAUAUUAAUGGUUGAUACCACGGUGGUAAAAACCUAAGGCAUAUAUAUGUGCCUGCUUCCUGCUUCCUGCAACUAAAACGUGCAUAAAAUAGAAAGGAAGUGGUACUCUUGUAAGUCUGUAGACUCUUAUCGUGAAUGGAAAGAUAUUCUAAUAGUAUAUAAAAAAGCCAUUCGCAAAGCCAGGACAGCUUAUUAUUCAUCAUCGAUAGAGGAUAACAAAAGUAACCCACGUUUUCUGUUCAGCACUGUAGCCAGGCUGACACAGAGUCACAACUCUGUGGAGCCGUGCAUUCCUGCAGCUCUCAGUAGUGAAGACUUUAUGAGCUUCUUCAACAGUAAAAUCACGAGAAUUGGAGAAGAAAUCAACCAGCCGGUUGUGGGUGUUUCUUCAGCUUUAGCGACUUCCCUAGGUUCUGACUUGUCUCUAGACUGUUUUGAUCCUAUAGACCUCCCUGAGCUGACCUCACUCGUCAAUAGAGCUAAGUCAACCACAUGUAUGUUAGACCUCACCCCGACUCGACUAUUCAAAAAUAUUUUUUCUCAUAUUGGUACGACAAUACUGGACCAAAUUAACCUAUCCCUAAGUUUAGGAUAUGUACCACAGGUUUUCAAAGUGGCAGUAAUUAAACCUUUACUUAAAAAACCUUCCCUUGACCCAGACACCUUAGCUAAUUAUAGACCAAU